Molecule: messenger RNA, 1356 nt
Organism: Helobdella robusta
Lineage: Eukaryota; Metazoa; Annelida; Clitellata; Rhynchobdellida; Glossiphoniidae
Exons: 9
Coding region: 1-1356 (451 amino acids)
Cellular component (GO): nucleus; MLL1 complex
Source: RefSeq, a predicted model, not a curated record
AUGACUAAAAGCAAAAAAGCAAAAAGGGCUCAGAAGAAAGUGAUUGAUUUCAAGAAGCCGAAAUUGAAAGUUGGUAGAAAGUUAAAAAAAUUAAACGAAACUCUACCUGAAGUUAAAGUUAGGAAAAUCCUAAUCAAAAACCAGUUUGCGGUGAAGAAGAUUGACCGUGAUUUGUUGGCCCCUCUCGAACAGGCCACAAUGAAACAGUGCUAUAGCUCUGUGAAAGCCACAGAAAGAAAAGAACUGUUAGUCAGCAUAAGAAAUCUCAUAGAGAGUUGCCAUUAUAAAUUAGUGCUGCUGAACUAUUUAGAAAUAAUUGAGGGCAUAUGUCCAUUGAUGGUCGAUCUGCAUUAUGAAGUUAGAUUAGAGGUUCCAAAAUUAUUGAGAAGUGUUCUGAAGAGAUACGUCACAGCUACAGUAAACUUCACCAACUCAAAUGUUCCGAUCAUUGCGGCAAGUACGUGUAGAGCUCUGGCAAAUCCUAAUUACUGCCUAGAUGCACUAUUGAACAUCGAAGUUAUAAUUGAUUUGUGUCCACUGUUGGCUGUCUCAUCUUCAAGAAAAUUGCUGAAUGGCAUGUUGAUGCUGUGCUCUAAACAGAUUUCAAACAUUUCAACCAGUAGCACAAGAAGUUCCCCUCAAAACAGCAGCAGCAAAGAUUGCAGUAGCAGGCAGUUCUCAUCACUGACCCUUUCCUCCUCCUCCUGCUUAGGCCAUGUGAGAUUGUGUAGCAGGAAGUCAAGACUGGCAGUCAUCAAAAAGUUGACAUCCUUCAUCAACUUGCUCAUCAGCCAUGCUGGGUGUUUAGAGUAUCUACAGCAGAAGGACAACGUGCUGGAUGACGUUCAAGAGUGCUCCGACACCCUCCUAGUCUAUCUCUUCAACAUCCUCAUCGAAAAUUUCGUUGAUUCUUGCUACAACAACAACAGCAAAUCAUCUUCAACUGUGAAAAAAAGUAGCAACAGGAAUGUUUCAUUCGAUGCCACUGACCAGAUAGUUUUUGAUGAAUUGUGUUACGAGUUGGCACUCAGUACGUUAACAUGCAUGGAAACGUCUUUGAAAUUAGUCACAUACCUCAAAGACGAAGGUGCCCUGGUCAACGAUGCCACUGUACAUAAACUAUUGGAGGUGUUGAGUCAAUAUCAUCCAGUCACUGCCUUCAGAAAAGUUAAAAAAGCGAAAUUUAACGAAAGCAAAGAGAAGGAUGUAAGCCAGACCAUUAACAUGAAGAUGGCCAAGGUACUCGACAACCUGAGACUCUACAGCAGAGGCACCAACCUUAAUGAUAGCUACUGCUCUGAUGUCAAGCAUAACAACUCAACUUGUAGAAAAUUUAAAAAUAAAAAAAUAACUUGA